Molecule: messenger RNA, 6583 nt
Organism: Patiria miniata (bat star)
Lineage: Eukaryota; Metazoa; Echinodermata; Asteroidea; Valvatida; Asterinidae
Gene: vwa8
Product: von Willebrand factor A domain-containing protein 8-like
Exons: 44
Coding region: 226-5925 (1899 amino acids)
Cellular component (GO): cytoplasm
Molecular function (GO): ATP binding; ATP hydrolysis activity
Source: RefSeq, a predicted model, not a curated record
AUCUCAUGUUGAAUAGAAAUGUACAUGGUCUCUACGUGGUAUACCAAGACAGCUACAGGGUUUCAUACAUUUAUCAGCACGGUGCAGAAACUGAUGGUUCCACGCACCAAGUUGAAUGCGGUUAUAAACUGUAUUUUUCGUGAUAAUGCACUUUUCAAUGCAAACAUAGAGGCACAGAUAUGAUAAAAGUGUGUCAUAGGUGACACCGGGAAGACUUGAGGAUUCAUGCUGGGCUUGAGAAUCGCCAGCAUGAGCGCGGAGAAAUCGCUCCGUCGCUUGCGGCAUCUUCGCGGCGUGUUGGCCGGUGGAUCGUCGCUGUCCGGUGGGAGAAUCUCUCCCGUGCUCCGCGCUUGUUACUCGUCGGAUGGAAAAGUUUCCAUUGGUGAUGUGAGUCGGACCCUGAAGGCACCAGCUAAUCCUGAACUGGUCCCCAUCAAGCAUUUGUCUGAUGGUCUACCCCAGUCAGUGAUGCGACACCUACGAUGGAUCAUGCAAAAGGAUGCACUUGGCCAAGACGUGUUUUUGAUUGGACCGCCGGGCCCCCUGCGUAGAGCCAUUGCUAUGCAGUACUUGGAACUGACAAAGCGGGAAGUGGAAUACCUGGCCCUGACGAGGGACACGACCGAGUCGGAUCUGAAACAGCGGCGAGAAAUCAAGGAUGGAACGGCCUUUUAUAUCGAUCAGUGCGCAGUCCGAGCGGCAACCCAGGGUCGCAUCCUGGUCAUUGAGGGUGUCGAGAAAGCCGAGAGGAACGUCCUGCCGGUGCUCAACAACCUCCUGGAGAACAGAGAGAUGCAGCUGGAGGACGGACGCUUCCUGGUGGCUGCUGAUAGAUACGACAAACUACUCAAAGACCAUUCACAGGAGGAGCUAGAUGCAUGGAAGCUGGUCCGUGUCAGCGAAGAUUUCCGGGUCAUCGCUCUGGGCCUGCCCGUCCCUCGUUACCGUGGCAACCCCUUAGAUCCUCCCUUACGCUCCCGUUUCCAGGCCCGGGAUAUUAACCCUUUACCGUUCAAGGAUCAUUUGGAACUCUUAAAUGCUCUUGGAUCCAGCCUCGCCUCUGAUAAAGUGCCCCAGAUGUUAUCCUUUGCCACGGCGCUCCGGAGCCAGGAACUAGCCACCCUCAGUCUGCCGGACUUCCCCAUUGAUAACCUGGCCAGCAUCGUCAAAAUCAUGGAUUCAGUUCCCAACAUGUCAGCUCAGAAACUGCUCUAUCACCUGUAUCCUUAUUCGGUCUUUCUACCGAAGGAGGCACGAAGCGUGGUCCUCGAUGCUUUAAGGAGAUUUGAAUUGCUGGAAGCCAAGGACGGGAAUCUGCCCAAUCAGAGGGCAGUCUCAGUCCAACCAACCAAUCACAACGAUGCACCCAUGGCAACGGUUACCGUCGGAAGCAAGGGUGAAAGCUUCCAAGUUCAGGUUCCCGCUGGUACAACGGAACCGAGACCCCACCACGAGCAUCAACGAUUUAUCACCACACCGUCACACGAGGGCGUCCUUGCUGAUUUGCUGCUCUCGCACUCGGUCCAAGACUUCUGUAUUAUUGGCCCCAAGGGAUGUGGAAAAAGCGUUCUGACCAGGAAGUUUGCUGACAUUAUGGGAUACAAGAUGGAACCAGUCAUGCUUUAUCAGGACAUGACCUCCCGUGACCUUUUACAGCAGCGAGGGACGCUGCCUAACGGUGACACCACGUGGCGCCUGGCGCCUCUCAUUACUGCGGCACUAGAGGGCAGUAUUGCUCUGCUGGACGGUCUACACAGGGUUAAUCCCAGCACACUGGCCGUGUUACACAGGUUGGUUCAUGACCGUGAGAUCAGCUUGUUUGACGGCACCAGACUGCUGAGGAAUGAUCGUUACCAGGCACUCAAAGAACAGUCGGGACUGACUGAUGAACAAAUGCAAGAAAGGUUCAUCUUCCCGAUCCAUCCUUCCUUCCGCAUCGUCGCCCUCGCUGAGCCCCCGGUCAUCGGCAGCAGCACCCAGCAAUGGCUCAACCCUGAGCUCCUGACGCUGUUCCUGUAUCAUCACUUACGCCCUCUGUCCAUGGCUGAGGAGAUGGAUGUCAUACAGGGCAUGGUACCUAACACUAACCUGGCCACUCUUGAGUCCCUUCUCAAGCUGACACACUUGCUGAGAAAUUCUGGCGACACGACACUCCAGUCAUUAUCCUCAUCACUUUCGACUCGUAACCUGCUUCGGAUUGCACGACGGUUGUCCAGCUAUCCUGAGGAAGGCCUUCAUGAGGCUAUCAACAAGGCCUGCUUGUCUAGAUUCUUGCCGGCACUUGCUCGUCAAGCUUUAGACAAGGCGCUGAAGGAUAAUGGAAUAGAGCCCCAACUAGCAGCGGAGGAUGUCGACAUUGAACGAGCUCUUUCUUGUGAGGUCAAGAAUGGCAAGCUGCGCAUCGGCGACACGGAGAUGGCAGUCUUUAACCCAGACAACAUGAUGAUGGUACCUGACACCCUGUUCUAUGACAAUGUACAGCAUCUGAACAUCAUGGCGGCCAUGUUGAAAGAUUUCAUCCUCGGGGAGCAUCUGUUGCUAGUCGGUAACCAAGGCGUCGGCAAGAACAAGAUUGUGGAUCGUUUCCUGCAUCUGCUCAACAAGCCACGGCAGUACAUCCAGCUUCACAGAGAUACAACAGUACAGUCCUUAACCCUGCAGCCAAAUGUUCAAGACGGAAUCAUCAUAUACGAAGAUUCACCUUUGGUUCGAGCAGUGAAGCAAGGCCAGGUUUUGAUCAUCGAUGAGGCCGAUAAGGCUCCUACUAACGUGACCUGCAUCUUGAAGUCGCUGGUAGAGAGUGGAGAGAUGGUGCUAGCUGACGGAAGGAAGAUUGUUGCCGAGGGAGCCCUAGCAUCGUCCACAGAGAACACCAUUUUCACCCAUCCAGACUUCAGGAUGAUUGUUCUAGCCAACAGACCCGGGUUUCCCUUCCUUGGAAACGAUUUCUUCGGAGCUCUAGGUGAUAUAUUCAGCUGUCAUGCCGUGGACAACCCCAGUAUGGAAUCAGAGAUGACCAUGCUUCGACGCUACGGCCCGGACGUUCCCGAGACUACGCUGCGCAAGCUGGUGUCAGCGUUCAGCGAGCUGCGCGAAAUGGCCGACCAGGGUCUGAUCACGUAUCCCUACUCCACCAGGGAGGUCGUCAACAUGGUCAAACACCUGCAGAAAUUUCCGCAGGAAGGCCUGGCCAGUGUGGUCAACAACGUCUUUGACUUUGAUGUUUACAACAAGGAGAUGCGGGAGCAGGUCAUCCAGGCACUGCACAAGCACGGGAUACCAGUGGGCGCCGACCCAGGCAACGUACAGCUGGCUAAAGAGUUUCCACUGCCCGCUGCCCAGCUGACCAGUCAGUGGCACUUUGGAAGCCAAGGGUCAAGCCAUCGCAAGAUGCUGUGUCCAGUCGAAGAGAGGAAACUAAGAGUAAAGGGUCCAGUGCAGCUCGGUGUGAGGGAGUUUCCAUUGGAGAGGGUUGAGGCCAGGUCACUAGGCUUCUCGGAGCUCGUCGCAUCUUGGCAAAUACCUCUGAGCGAGACGACCAGAGUGUGUGACGUGGUCGCCUCAAAAUACUCAACUGUGGGCCCAAUUCAUGUCCUGACCUCUAACCCCAUCUGCCUGUACUCAAUGAAGCCACACGGGAAAACCAUACGCUUUCUGGACCUGUACGACAUCUUCCCUGGCCUGGGUCCCAAGCCCAUAGCCAUAGCCGCCCUGGGGGAACAGCUAGCUGGCCACGUCCUACUCCACGAACAGAUUAAUAACAACAUCCUCCUGAUCAACACCAGCAACGGCGCCACCUCGCGCCUGUACCUGACCUCGCCCCUAGAAACAGCCAAGGAUAUCAUUGGACGUCGCCUGACCAGCAGCAGCGAGGUCAAGGGUCACAGGAUGUGCGGCGACCUGGCCGACAAGCACCUGGUGGUGUUCUACCAAGAGGAAGGUGAUCGUCUAGAUGUUGUGGAUCUACUGAAUGGCAACGCCUACAGUCUGCAGCUGCCGUUCCAUCUAGACACCAUGUUUAUGCCAUCACCCGAUAACUGGCUACUCACAGAGGCAAAAACGCAGAAGAAAUUCCUCCUCAGCAGACUGAGCCCUGAUUCCCCUGUCAACCAGCUCAGCUCCAUAUUUGAAACCAAACCGACAAGCGCAGCAACUGAUUCAGACUCCUUCGGCACAAGUGAUGACAGCUCAUUGGUGAUUUCCAGCGAGGGUUUGACCUCUAGCGACCUUUCAGCCGCCGUUGGACAAACCAUAGACUCACCAAACAGAGUUCUCGCUGACAAGAGCAACUACGGAGCAGUGGCGGUCGGUUUUCCUGAACUGACGUCUACCAUUGAUGUGUACACCGUACCUCGAGGCCCAACACCAGCUGAUGAAGAAUCUCAUAAAGGCGACACCUUCCUAAACGCGAUGAAAAUUAGUAGGUCAAAGGUCGAGACAGAAGCUCCAGCUAGCCUCCUACCGGAGGUCAGCCAAGUCGCGAGGAUCGUGCCAUCGCAGAGGGCACCAGAGGAGGUCUUUCCUGAUGGUAAAGUCCCUCCCAAUGUUGCUGGAUGUAUCGAAGUCGCUGACCUGGCCCGACACAAAGUCAAGUAUAUCCCAGUCCCGAGUCCCAGCCUAUCGGUUCAGGGCUACAUGCCAUGGGCCUCCACCUCCUCCCAGAAGGUUGCCAUGGCAACCAGCGGAGGCAGCCAUGUUGUCACCGUGGACACCAGCGGCAUGGUGCGAGUGUGGGAGACCGGUUCCUACCAGUUGGGCAAGUCAUUGGACGAGUGGUACAAGCUGAUUGGCCGAGAAGAUAGGCAUCUACAAAUUACGACAGAGAAGGAGACAACCCAAGAUUUACAGAACAUCACGCCCAAACACGGCAAAGUUGACCCCACCAGUCAGCCGCAUGUUGGCGGAGGCACAUGGGCAGGUGGCAGCGGUGGCGUCGGCACAGCUGGUAUGGGAGGGGCAGGAGGCCCCUAUAGGCUGGAUGGGGGUCAUGAUGUGACCCAGGUCACACAGGUGCAGAAAGAUAUGGUGCCACCAGAGGUUCUGCUUGCAGCUCGUGAGAUGGCCCAGAAAGCUUUCAAAGACCGACUCAAGGAGAUCCAGAUGUCUGAAUUUGACGCUGAAAUGUACGAGCGUUUCUCGUCUGGCGUCAGGCGUCAGGUUACCUCGCUCCGAGUUGUACUGGACAGCUUACAGGCUAAGGGUAAAGAACGCCAGUGGAUGAAGCAUCAAACAGCCGGGGACCUUGACGAGGCCAAACUGAUUGAAGGCUUGACCGGUGAGAGGGCCAUCUACAAGAGACGCGGGGAACAAGACCCAGAGCUUGGCAGCCCACAGCUGAAACCCAAGAGGCUGCGACUGAUCGUGGACGUGAGCGGCAGUAUGUACCGCUUCAACGGUUACGACGGACGUCUAGAGAGGGUCAUGGAAAGCGCCCUCAUGCUCAUGGAGGCCUUUGAAGGCUACGAAAAGAAAUUUGCCUAUGAAAUCUACGGACACUCGGGUGACGACUAUGAGACUCCGUUUGUGUUGAGUAAGAAACUACCGUCGAACAACAAGGAACGUCUGGAUGUUAUCAAAACCAUGAAUGCCCACGCCCAGUUCUGCAUGAGUGGAGACAACACCCUGGAAGCCACCAAGCAUGCCAUCGAAACCAUCACUAAAGACGAAGGGGACGAGUAUUUCGUGAUCGUGCUCAGUGACGCCAACUUUGACCGCUAUGGCAUCAGCCCCGCCCUCUUUGGACGGACGCUGACCGCGGACGAGGAGGUCAACGCCUACGCAAUAUUCAUCGGGUCGCUAGGCAACCAGGCAGAUGUACUUGUUCGCAAUCUCCCGGCUGGCAGGGGCUUUGUGUGUCUGGACACUAAGAACAUACCACAGAUACUGCAGCAGAUCUUCACAUCAACUUUGUUGUCCACAAGGUAAUAACGGACGGACUUGUGUCAAGGUAAUAACGGACGGACUUGUGUCAAGUCUAAUCUUGACUACUCCCUCUGUCUAAUUUAUGGCAAAAUUGUUCAAGGAAACUUUUAUCUCUAAAAAUCAAUGUACAUUUUCCAAUGCAAGCAACAGAACCAUUUUUGGAAAAUUUGGCAAACUUAAUAUAUUGUUUAUACUGCCAACUAUAAUUUUCCCCCCUUUUUAUGCACUGGUAAAAUAAAAGAGUUAUGUAGUCAUAAAUUUGGUAUUCCAAACGGACUUUGAGUUGUAAUUUAAUUCUUCGAAUGGUGCAAAAUUUAAUCUAAAAAAAAUCGGCUUAUAGUAAAUUGUCUAGGACAAAUGUAUCUCUGCUUAUUUAAGUAUCGAUGCUAUACUGUGUAUGUUUUCAAAUGUAUACCUAACCAUUAUCAUUAAUAUCAAUGAUGUCUGAGGUUUUAUAGGAUUCAUCACGGGUACGUUGGGGAUCUUAAAUAAUUUGUUUUUACUCCCAAAAGUUGUUCUAUUUUCACAGUUAUAGCUUAUCUCCCGCGGAGACAAAGACACACAAAUAAAAAACAUAUACAAUUCAAAUAUUUUUAAAUCAAAUAUCAUUUUAGAAAAAUAGAGUUUUACAUUUGAUUUAAAAAUAAAAUCAUGACUUGAA